This is a messenger RNA of Arachis ipaensis, 1249 nucleotides long. RefSeq names its product plasmodesmata-located protein 7. The record is from RefSeq and is a predicted model, not a curated record. Gene Ontology annotation, cellular component: plasmodesma. Lineage: Eukaryota; Viridiplantae; Streptophyta; Magnoliopsida; Fabales; Fabaceae.
CAUGUAUAGGUAAAUAAAGAAGAAAGAAAAGAAAAGCGUUUGAGAUCCAUGGAUCCCCCACAUUAGCAGAUACAAGAAUGAAUUAUUAAGAAGAGAAGCUUUUUUGUCUACUUUGUUGACCACAGAGACAAUGAAGAGGAUUUGCUUAUACAUAUAUACGAGGUGUUCCAUAUUCCCUUCGUUACCAAGAAACAAAUACAUGCUAUAUACACAAGUAUAUAAUGGCACGAUGAGAGAAUAAUAGUCUUCAAACACAAAGAAGAGAGAAAUUAAAAAAUGGCUCUCUCUCUAUCGCUCCUGGCCCUCAUUGUCUUUUCUCUCUCCUCACAGUUACUCCCUUCCUCUUCUUAUUCCGUACCGGUGGACACCUUCGUUUAUGGCGGCUGCACGCAACAAAGGUAUAAUCCAACCUCGCCGUACGAGUCAAACCUCAACUCGCUACUUGGCUCGCUGGUCAACUCAGCCACAUUCUCCGCCUACAACAACCUCACCGUCCUUUCAUCUUCGCAAAGUGGCGUCGCCUACGGUCUAUACCAGUGCCGAGGCGACCUCGCCAUGCAAGACUGCGCCACCUGCGUCGCACGUGCCGUCUCACGAGCUGGCGAGCUCUGUCCAGGAGCGUGCGGCGGCGCCGUCCAGCUCGACGGCUGCUUCGUCAAGUACGACAACGUCGCGUUCCUUGGGGUGGAGGACAAGUCGCUGGUACUGAGGAAGUGCGGCUCGCAUUCGGCCGGGUGCGAUCCGGAAGCGGUUAUGGUUGGGUUGGUGCGGCGGCUGAGGAGUGAUUGCGCCGCCUCCGAUUACGGGGACGUGUUUCUGGGGAAGUGCUACGCCAGGUUCUCGACCGGUGGGGCCCAUGGGGGGUACUACAACUCAAAAGCCCAUGGUAGAUCGGACAAUGAAGGUGAGAAGACAUUUGCAAUAAUUAUUGGAUUAUUAGCAGGUGUAGCUUUACUCAUUAUUUUCCUUGCUUUCUUGAGGAGAAUUUGUGAAGGACAAGAAUUUAACCAAGAGUUCGAUUUCACGAGAAUAUCAAGCCCCUUAUAUUCAUACCAAUAUCCGUAAGUAGUCCACUUAUGUUAUGGACUUUGUCUUAUGGAGUUAUGAGGAUGAAUACAAAAUCAUGGACCAUAAAAUUGAAGAAGGUUGAUAUAGCAUCGCCAAUGCACACUGUUUCUUAUCACGAUUACCAAAAAGGCAAAUAUAUAAAUUGAAUUAUUGCAAGAUAUGAAUAAUGAAUUAUUGUUGC